Messenger RNA from Micropterus salmoides (largemouth bass), 3249 nucleotides. RefSeq names its product testis expressed 11 (gene tex11). The transcript is spliced from 30 exons. Bases 122 to 2947 code for a protein of 941 amino acids. The record is from RefSeq and is a predicted model, not a curated record. NCBI's taxonomy places the organism in Eukaryota, Metazoa, Chordata, Actinopteri, Centrarchiformes, Centrarchidae. Gene Ontology annotation, biological process: meiotic cell cycle. Gene Ontology annotation, molecular function: protein binding.
CUCAGGCUCUUUAUCAUCACCUCCUGGACAAACUUCAUAGGAAUUUUGUGACAGCUGUCAAUCAAACAAGGUCGUGCUGCGGUGAUGAGCUAGCCUGAGAAUUAUUUUUCAGUGGUGAAACAUGGAGCGGUUUGUUUCAACUGUAAAAUGUCUCACAGAGAACCUGCUGCAGAAACAUCUGACAGAUUAUGAUGAGGUGAUCGAGAAACUGUUCUCUGAAAUCUCUGGCCUGGAGGAUUUCCCCAAAAUACCAGAUCCACAGCUUGAAGAGUGUGCCAUCCAGCUGUGGAAUUGGGCAGUUACUAAGAAUGUGGGCACCAGUAUAAGUAAAAAUCAGAAAGCCAAAGUGCGUCAUGUUGCAUGCAGUCUGCUGUACUGCUGUGAGCCUGGGAAUCCAACAGAGGGCGUUGUCCGCAAGCAAAUCCUGAUGGCCAGCAAAACAGGGAGAACCUGGCUGGACUGCAAAAAUCCCCAGAUGGCAGAUAACUUCUUAAGGCUUGCUGUUAAGAGCCUGGAAACCCUCUAUAGCCAGCUGACGUCCAGAGGUGACGGUGCUGCUGACAUCAUUUCAUCCAAAGGGGAUGUAGAGAAGGAUCUGCUUCGAAUUCUCUCAUAUCAGGCAGAAUCGGCCAUAAGUCAAGGGAAUAACCAUGAGGCUUUGGCCUACAUGCAGCGCUGUAAAGACAUGCUGCUGCGGCUACCAAAAGAUACUGCGUACAUCUCCCUUAUGUGCUACAACUUUGGAAUAGACACUUACAAUCUGAGAAAGUUUGAGGACAGUGCAGUUUGGUUGAGCCAAAGCUAUGACGUUGGGAGAAUGAACGUAAAAUACGCCCCUGGAUCUGAAAUCCAGGCCAAGGUUUUGAGGCUCCUUGCCACUGUUUAUUUAGAGUGGGACUGUCAGAGGUUUCAGGACAAGGCCCUUAAUGCUGUCAACUUAGCCAACAAGGAAUGUGUAAGUGCCUCUGGGCUGUACUUAAAAAUCAGAAUAUUCCUGAGAUGUGGGGCCUCAGAUGAUCAUAUCAGAGCAGGACUUCAUGAGAUGCUGGAAGCUAAGGUUUCUCUUGAAGUGUGUCUGAGCGCAGUGAAACUACUCAUAUCUGAAGACAGAGAAGUGCUGGCAUUUGAGUAUUUGAAACGUGUAUGUCAGCACUUUGAGUCUUCCCCUGACCUGGGCACUGCUCUUGUGUUGCACAUUGAGCUGCUGCUGCAAAGAGGCAAGGAGCUGUUGGGCAAACAGAAGAUAGAGGAUAUCAUCACUGGCCACUAUACAGGAAAACAGCUGACUCCACAGGCCCUCACAAGUCUACAUGUCAUGCUGUGGGAUAAAGCGUCCAAACACUUUGAGGCCAGGAACUAUUCUGAGGCUCUUCAGUGGUAUAACUACUCCUUAAGUUUCUUUAAGGCAGGUCAGAUGGAGCCCAACUCAGCCAAACUGCAGAGGAACAGAGCUUCCUGUUUCCUGCAACUUAAGCAACUGGAAAAGGCUAAAGAAGCAAUUAAAGAAGCAGAGAGAUGUGAUCCUGACAGCAUUUUCACCAAGUUCAGUGUUUACAAGAUUGCAGUGCAGGAGAACAAUGUGGAGAAAGCUGCAGAGGCAGUGAAUGCGAUGGGACUUCUGUGCAGGAAUCCUGUGGCCAAUGAGGACAGACUGCUGGUGUCUGAAAAUGCUGCUUCCUAUCUCCUCAGUCUGGCUGCUCAGAUUGCUUUGGAGGGCUUCAAAAACCUGGGUUUAGUCUUCAACAGUGAUACCUGCAGCUUGAACAGAUGCACAGUUGAACACAGUUGGCAGAAUUUGAAAAACUGGUUGAAUGAACAGCAGGAAACUGCCAUGAAGGCACUGGAGAGUUUGUGUGAAAACUCCAAAGAUGAAGCUCAGGUUCUGACUGCUCUCAGGUGUUUGGUUCGACUUGUGCUCUUCACAAUAGAAAAAUCUAAUGAUGACAUGAGGAAUGUGAAUCUGGAUGUCCUGCUGCCAUAUCUAAAAAUGGCUCUGCAGAAAGUUUCACACCAGUCUCUCAUGACUGUUGAGCAACGCGCAGAGGAAGCUAACUGGUUCAGGAAGAUUGCUUGGAACUCGGCUCUGCAGUGCGAGAGCAGCCCCGACAGAAUAAGGGAUUUCUUUGUGCUCUCUUACCAGCUCUCCCAGCUGUGCCCUCCUGAUCGCACACUGCUCAUGGGCCAGAAGACAUGUCUGCUAAUGGCUGCCGCUGCCUCUUUGGAGCUCUGCAGAAAGUCUCUUCUCUCUACCCAGACUGAGGAGCUCACUCAGGCUCUGGAGCACAUUCAGAUUUGUUGGGAGAUCUGGAAUACCCUGAAAGCAUCAGGGAACUUCCCAAUGGACCCAACAGACACGCUGCUGCUGCUGUAUGAAUUUGAAGCUCGUGCGAAGCUGAAUGACCCCAAGGUUGAGACGGUACUUGAGUCUGUCUUGGAGCUUGAAAAUGUUGAAACCAAGGUGCUUGAAACCAUUGCAGCUUUAGCCAUGGAGCCUCCAGCCCACUUCCCUCUGCUAUGUAAGAAGGCCUUGAGGGUUGCUCUCUCUCUGCAUAAGAAACAACCACAGACUGACCUGGCGCGCUGCAGCAAGUGUGUUCACAGCCUGAUCAAGCUGUCCCUCCCGACCGGUGUGUCAGAGGUGGAGGCCCAUGUGCUCAAGGAGGUGUGGGACUACUAUGAGGAGGCCCUGUCCAUCAUUGCAGCCGCACCGGACGACUUCCCAGAGAUGGAGACCCUGUGGUUGCUGACUCGGGCUUGGAACACAGGGAUAUUGCUGUACAGCCUGGCUCAGUAUCCCGAGGCUGAGAAGUGGUGUGGCCUCGCCAUGAGCUUCGUCCGCCACCUGGGAUCCCUGCAGGACAGUUAUGAGACACAGAUGUCUGGUCUCUACAGUGAAAUCCUGGAUAGGUUGGACAAAGCCAAGAAGAACCUCAUCAUGGAAGAAUAACCAAACUGGGACAGGUCAGCUGUUAGGUGCCUGUUCUGAGGGUACUCCUAAAUUGACUCAGUUCCAUCAGUUUGUUGCAGCUAAAUGUUAUUAAUGUUGUUGUAGUAAGUCCAUCAGAUAUUGCAGUUUCAUAAAUUGUUGCUUUAAAUCUGUACAAUUGUGAGACAUCCUGGUAGACUAGUGGAUAAGACAUAUAGCAAAUUCGUUUCUGUUCCUGGGACUUUUGUUUCAUGUUACCACCCUUUCUCUCUCUCCCUAAUGUUUGUUGCCUUCUGUAAAUAAAAGGCUAAAAUCCCAACAAA